UCGAUAUAAUUACUCAAUAUAAAUAAAAAAGAUGAACUCUUACCAACAAAAGGCUAUGGAGAAGCUGCUUCAAGGCCGUGGCUGCGCCAACCAGCUGCUCGUCAUGGACCACACCGAGUCAGAUUCGUCCAUGGAAAGGGAGGACUUGGCCAAGUCAGUCCUCCAUUGUUUCUCAGAUGCUCUCUCCAUCUUGAUCGAUACUAAUGAGCACCAAGACGAUCAUUCCAAUAACUCAUCUCCUCAGGAAUCUUCUCCUGUUCUUGAGAGCGGCAGGAAACCACCUCACAAGAGGGGAAGAAAGACAUCAAUGGCAGAGAGCUCAGACUACCAUAGACAUGAAUCCCCGACCCCGAUCUACCACGACGGUUUCCUCUGGAGGAAAUACGGGCAAAAGCAGAUCAAAGAAUCUGAUCACCAAAGGAGUUACUACAAGUGUGCAUACACAAAGGACCAGAACUGUGAAGCAAAGAAGCAGGUCCAAAAGAUCCAGCACAGUCCUCCAUUGUACUCAACCACUUACUUCGGCCAACACACCUGCCAGCUUCAUCAAGCUUAUGCCACUUUCCCCAUUGAGACCUCUGACCCCGAAGACCACGAGGGAUCCCACAUGAUCCGAUUUGGUCAGCCCAACACCAGCUUCUCCCCCUCCGCCAAUAGCCUCCGUCAACAUCAGAAUCAGAAUCAGAAUCACAUGGAAGAUGAAUACAUGAAACCAGAGAAAGCAGAAGAGUGGUCUUCAUCCCAGUGGAUGUCGUCCGAGGUUGCCCACGCCGUGGAGGCUUUCGAGUUUAACCCUUUCUGGACAUCUCAUGACUUGUCAUCAUGACCCUAUAUCGAUCCCCUCUAUCAUCAUACAUAGCGUCCUUUAAUCCUUAAUCCUUGUCUUACUUCUUUUUUGGGUCAUAUAUACAUCUCUAUAUAUAAAUAUAUGUACUUGCGUAACCCUUAUAUAUUU
This is a messenger RNA of Capsella rubella, 955 nucleotides long. Its product is annotated as probable WRKY transcription factor 62. The record is from RefSeq and is a predicted model, not a curated record. The transcript has 2 exons. Gene Ontology annotation, molecular function: sequence-specific DNA binding; DNA-binding transcription factor activity. Gene Ontology annotation, biological process: regulation of DNA-templated transcription. Lineage: Eukaryota; Viridiplantae; Streptophyta; Magnoliopsida; Brassicales; Brassicaceae. The coding region runs from base 32 to 826 and encodes 264 amino acids.